This is a messenger RNA of Mesocestoides corti, 1827 nucleotides long. NCBI's taxonomy places the organism in Eukaryota, Metazoa, Platyhelminthes, Cestoda, Cyclophyllidea, Mesocestoididae. The record is from the annotation of a GenBank genome assembly.
AUGGCAACUGAAAGUCUAAAAAUUACGGGAGUCCCUCGGGAAGAAGCCACCAGAAACAGGCAACCUCGGAGUGUUUCGCCAGUACCCCCACUUCUAUCCGAGUUGGACGGCUCACCUUGGUCACUGAGCUGCACUGAAUCAGAGGACCAGUCAUCGGAAGCAACCGCGCCUCCUGCUUCAUGUCCUGCACCCAUGACACCUUCGCUCAAUAUGCAGAUCAGUUACAACGAACCAUCACCACCAGAACCCAAGGUAGUUCUGAGACGGCAGCCAAGGAGUCAAAGGAGACGUGCGCAACGGGCCCAGACCUUGGGCUGCUACCCACCACCUGCCAUUCCCACGAGUCCAAGUGGUUCCCCUAGUCAUCCGAAGCCUUCUUCCACUAGUGGCAUGACCACAGCCAUCGGUCUCGACUGUUUUGAACUUCGGCGACGAAGUCUUUUCGCAGACCCGACUAAACGCUUCUCUCAACCUACACCAUUUACUGCUUCACUUGACACUCCUUCGAAGGUAGAAGCAGGAGUAAUGCGCACGAGAACCAGUGGGGUACGCCGGAUACAAAGUCUCACUCGAUGCCCACAGGACAGUGAGACCCGCCAGCUGAGCUGGGAGAGCCUACGUACAAAGCCUCCUAAGCCACCAACAGCGCAUAACUUGACUAGUGCGAGCUUGCCUCCCUCCGAAGCAAUUGACGUAGAUGUGCCGGUGGGACGCGUCGCCGAGAUGGUCAACAGAGUGGAGGCCCUUAUCUCCAAGCAGAAAUCACAGCAGCUGCUGCAAACACCUAGUCCCCUUCGUGAAAUUCGGUCCUUGGAUCAAGCAGACUUAUCGACGACCACUAACAGAUUCUUUGUGGAUGGAGUGAGAAACUACUCACAUCCUCGUAUUGUGAAACAACAGUCGGCACCAGGCUCAUUACCUUGCCGUCUCAGACUUCAGCCUUCCUGCAUCUCACCUCCCAUCGAAAGCAGUGAAGCUCUUAUGCUAGAAAAGUCAUCAUCUAUGCGGUCGCCACUCACUAGUCACGAAUUGGAUACAUGCAAUAAUGAAGCUGUGCAAAGGCUGAAGCGUAGAAGCACUGUUUACGCGUCGUUGCCUACUACCUUGGAAGAGAGUAUACCUGUUGGAUCAAAAUCCAAUGAGACUUCUUCGGGUCUUGAUUCGUUACCCCGCCAAGCCUCACCAACCCCACCUAAAAUAAUGGAUGAGGCAGUCAUCGGAAACCUUCGUCAGCAACGACAAAUCGUCUCACACUCACGACUGCACACAAGCUCAACAAUCACUCUAUACGAGCUCAUUCAAUUUUGCCACCUAUCUUCAACAUUUAUCCCAUCACAUAAUCCACCUGACCGACUGCUAUGCGAAUCGUGGGAAGCGGGUAAACCAAUCCCCGGAUUAGGGAUCUACGUGUCGGUGGUGAGCGUCAAUCUUCCUCCACAUGCUCGCCUUCCUCGCGCAUGGAAUGAAUAUUGUUUUCCAAAGCCACUACCCAUUAACCCAGGGAGUGCGUUCACACCAAUUUCCACGGCAAUUCCCAAUGGCUGUACUCCUCCCGCACCAUUGGUGUUGAUAAUUGACGAGGUCCAAGCCAGUGGAGCCCUAUUUUUUCAGCCAGGACAGAUUAUUUUAGAGGUGAAUGGUGUGAAUCUCUUGUCAUUACCUGCAACAAGCAAACAAGACCUUAUGAUGCGACUAUUACAGUUGGUGUUCGGGGCGCACAGUAAUGGAGAUGGCGGACUUUCCUUGACGAUAGCUACACCGUAUCCAGGGCUUGUGCGUCGAGUCAAUCACGAAAUGAUUGAGGUGCAGUUACUGUAUAAACAAUGA